AUGGAUGGUCCAGUAGAACGGUUUUAUCUUGAGCCGGACCCCACUAAAGGCAAGAAAUUCAGAGUUCUCUUGAAUCCAACGGAACUUGAAGAGAGACAAGCUAAAGAUUUCCUUGAUCGGAUGGAAAUCAAACAAAACCGCAUUUGCUACAAGGAAGCGGAUGCUCAGUUCACCUACUGGAGCAACAUAACAGACGAAUCCGAAGCCAAAGCGGCGAAAAUAACUGAACUGACGGCCAAAUCGAGAGACUAUGAGUUGCUGGAACACAUUUGGGUCACUUGGCGAAACGCGACUGGUCGGAAAAUGAGGCAACUUUACACAAAUUACAUGACGAGUGAAAACGAUACUGCGAAGAAGAAGGGAUUCGCAAAUGCAGCCGACAUGUGGACGGAUUCGUACAACGUGAGCACUUUCCACUCGGAUAUCGACAAGGUUUGGCAAGAACUCGCUCCGUUGUACAAAAAAUUGCACGCUUUUGUACGGCUAAAACUCGUGGACGUGUAUGGGGACAAAAUUGACAAGAAAGGACCGAUUCCAGCUCAUAUCACAGGAAACCCAUGGGCGCAAGCAUGGAAUUACCUGGAGGACAUCGUUCAACCCUUCAAAGGAUUACCAUCCAUUGAUGUCACCGAAUCACUCAACAACCAGGGAUACACAGUUGUAAAAAUGUUCAAAACAGCAGAGGAAUUCUUCACUUCACUGGAUUUGAUGCCCAUGACAAAGACAUUUUGGAAGAAAAGUGUGUUAGUUCGACCCCCGGGUGUCGAAAUGGCUUGCCACGCGUCAGCUUGGGACAUGUGCUCCGCGGGUGACGAUGAAGACUUUAGAAUCAAGAUGUGCACUCAGAAGAACCAUGCAGAUUUUCUCACAGCACACCAUGAAAUGGGACAUAUUCAAUAUUUUAUGCAAUACCGACAUCAUCCACGCCAAUUCCGUGAUGGUGCAAAUCCUGGUUUUCAUGAAGCAAUUGGGGACACAUUGGCAUUGUCUGUGGCGACGACGAAACAUUUGAAGAGAGUCGGCUUGUUGACACCAACUCAGAAACGUCUACAUCUUUUCAAGGAAAACGAAUUGGACCUCAACUACUUGAUGAAAGUCGCUCUUGACAAAAUUGCCUUCCUUCCUUUCGGAUACAUCGUCGACAAAUGGAGAUGGGAUCUCUUCAAAGGAAUUGCUUCUCUGGACAAAAUGAAUGCUCACUGGUGGAAACUCAGAGAAGAAAUUCAGGGUUUGAAAGCACCUGUGCCGAGAACAGAAGAGGAUUUGGACCCAGGAGCCAAAAACCACGUUGCGACAGGAUCAAAAUACGUGGCGUACUUCGUCAGCUUUAUCAUUCAGUUUCAAUUUUACGAGGCGUUGUGCAAAAUAUCUAAGGAAUACGAACCGAACAAUCCCGAAAAGCCGCUUCAUCGCUGCGAUUUCUAUCAGAACCUCGACGCCGGAGACGUUUUCAGGGAGGGCAUGAGACAAGGAUCAUCUUUACCUUGGCCAGAUGUGAUGCAAAUAAUCACAGGUCAAAGAAGCAUGACUGCAAAGCCUCUGAGGACUUACUUUUUACCUCUAGAAAAGUACCUGGAGAAAGAACUUGCUGCUGCAGAAGAAUGCAUCGGUUGGGGAAGUUUACUCUUCUUUUUUGGCGCUUUUUACAGUGUCUGUGGCGGCCCAAAGACGCAGCUCCAGCAUCCCGCUGAAACUGGACCCAAAAACUUAUUAGAAUUCCAAGGCCAGGUGGAAAAAGCAAAUGUGAAAGGUCUAAUACCGAUCAUUAUGUCGAAUGCUUCAGUCUGGGUGAUUGUGAAAAUCGCAGUUCUGUUUAUCAAUUAUUCCAAUCGAAUGAAUGCUGCGAUCAGCAAUUCCGUCGAUGGUUCCAUCGAACGUUUUUAUCUCGAACCUGACCCGACUCAACUCAAGUCCUUCCGAGUUAUUUUGAGUCCAACUGAAAUCGAACAGGGACAAGCGAAAGAUUUCCUGGACCGGAUGGAAGUCAAACACAACCACGUUUGCCACCUGGCAAGUGCUGCUCAGUUCGAAUAUGAGUCCAACAUCACGGAGGAAUCGGAAGCCAAAGCUUUGCGAGGAGCUGCUGACGAAAUGUCGAAGAUAUAUUCAACUGCAACCAUUUGCUUGCCUGAUGGUAAAUGCGGACUGCAUCUGGACCCCGAAAUAACUGAACUGACGGCCAAAUCGAGAGACUAUGAGUUGCUGAAACACAUUUGGGUCGCUUGGCGAGACGCGACCGGCCGGAAAAUGAGGCAACUUUACACGAAUUACAUGACAAGUGAAAACGACACUGCGAAAAAUGAGGGAUUCGCAAAUGCAGCCGACAUGUGGACGGAUUCGUACAACGUGAGCACUUUCCACUCGGAUAUCGACAAAGUUUGGCAAGAACUCGCUCCGUUGUACAAAAAAUUGCACGCUUUUGUUCGGCUAAAGCUCUUUGACGUGUAUGGAGACAAAAUUGACAAGAAAGGGCCGAUUCCAGCGCAUAUCACAGGGAAUCCGUGGGCUCAAGCGUGGAAUUAUCUGGAAGACAUUGUGCAGCCAUUCAAAGGACUGCCUCACAUAGAUGUCACCGAGUCACUCAACAAUCAGGGAUACACGGUUCUCAAAAUGUUCCGAACAGCGGAGGAGUUUUUCACGUCGAUUGGUUUGAUGCCGAUGACGUCGACGUUCUGGAAUAAAAGCGUCCUUGUUCGUCCACCGGGUGUCGAGAUGAUUUGUCACGCGUCAGCUUGGGACAUGUGCUCUGCUGAAAAAGACGACUUCAGGUUUGUUAGUUCAGAAGCAAAACAGGUCUUUAUCGCAAGCAUGAAA
This is a messenger RNA of Notodromas monacha, 2814 nucleotides long. The record is from the annotation of a GenBank genome assembly. NCBI's taxonomy places the organism in Eukaryota, Metazoa, Arthropoda, Ostracoda, Podocopida, Cyprididae.